Ostertagia ostertagi is the source of this 1065-nucleotide messenger RNA. The record is from the annotation of a GenBank genome assembly. Lineage: Eukaryota; Metazoa; Nematoda; Chromadorea; Rhabditida; Trichostrongylidae.
AUGGAGAUAUCUACUCAACAAAAUUCUUUAAUACCAUCAUUUCAACGAUAUUCGCAAUGCGAAGGUGGAUCUGGGGCGUCUUUCGAUGUCUGCAUGGACGAGUACACCUUUCAUGCGGAUUUUAUGGACUGUGACGAUGAAUGUUCCUCAAUGGGUUCAUCUGUUCCUUCAUCCGGAAACGACUCUGAGGGAAGCAGUGAUAAUUCUGAUAUGAUAGAAGCGGGAUCAAGUGAAGCAAGGUUGCGUGAACGAACGAGGAGCGGAUGCGUAGAACUUACGGCUUCAUCUGAGAUGCUGCGAAUCCGGUUCCCGUUCCAAUCCAUAAGUGUUCGCCUAGCCGACUUUUUAUGCCUUCAAGAGAAUGAUUUACUCAACGACACAAUUGUGGAUUUCUAUCUCAACCAUGUUGUAGAGCAUAUUCUUCCUGAUGAGCCGAACAAACGAGUCACUGUUCUUCCCUCGGUGUUCUGGCACAACUUGUCAAUACUUCAUUCUGGAGCCCAGGUCGAUGAUGCAGAUGUUUCUCUCACUGAUGACCAAAAGCUUGAUGCCCGAUUCGGAGAUGUUCUGGAUUUUGUCGAAGAUUUCGACUUUAUCGAUGUUGAUUAUAUUGUGGUGCCAGUAAAUGAAUGGGAGCAUUGGUCGUUGGUGAUUGUAUGUCACCCAUUUACUGCUCGUGCAAGAAUGCUCUGUUUCGACUCGCAGCUGAGCGAAGAUCCAAAUAACAUGCAAAAUAUCGCUGUUCUCUGUGACGAUUUUCUGAAGUAUGUGUGGUCUCGACGUCGUCAGCAAGCACUUUGCUCUAUGGAGAGAAUGCGCUGCAUUGUUCCGGACCACCUACCUCAACAGAGCAACAAUUACGACUGCGGACUAUACAUCGUCGAAUUCGCUCGCCGAUUUCUUCUGGCACCGCCUUCUAAUCUGGACACUUUCGACUUCACAGCUGAAUAUCCUGAUUUCACGGUGAAGAACAAGCGCCGAGAUAUUCAACGUGCAAUACUAUCACUUUGUUCUAAUCGUGAGUUAUGGACCCCGAUUUUGGAAAUACUGAACAAAAAUAUGUAA